Messenger RNA from Ambispora leptoticha, 1136 nucleotides. NCBI's taxonomy places the organism in Eukaryota, Fungi, Glomeromycota, Glomeromycetes, Archaeosporales, Ambisporaceae. The record is from the annotation of a GenBank genome assembly.
CAGUCAGAAAGUUAUGUAGACAAAUAUCAGCAAGAAUUGCAUGUUUUCAAUAUGAAAAACAUGCACAGUUUGAUGCUAGACAUCAGCCUAAUUUUGGUAGAUUUUUGGAUAUGGAAGACUGGUUUGUAGAGCGUGAUAUUGAGAAAAUUAAAAAAGAUGCAUAUGAAUGGAAACUGUGCAAUACUGAGGAUCAAAGAAAGAAACACCUCUCUGAAAAAUUGGAGAGGGAUUUUCUGGAUAUACAGCAGACCAAAUCAGACCAACAUAUUCUUGCAAACUUUGUUAAAGCAUGUAAUCUGUUGGUCUGUAGAAUAUUAGACAAAGAAUCACUUAACGAAGCUCAUCAAAGAUUAUUAAAUGUUGCAAAGUUAAUAGAACACCAUUAUGGACCUGAAAAAAUUACUCCUAAUAUCCAUUUAAGUUUGCAUUUAUGCGAAAAUUGUAUGGAUUACGGACCAUUAUAUUCAUUUUGGUGUUUUUCUUUUGAACGUAUGAAUGGAAUCCUAGAACCAGAACUUUUGAGAAUUAUUCUCACGAAUAAUUCUUUGGAUGAAGUUGUAUCAAAUGCUGAAAAAAAUGUCAGAUUAUCCGAUUCUCUAAUAAUAUUAAAAGGAAGAAUAUCAGGUGAUAGCAUAGAUAUUUCAGAUGAAUUUGAAACACAAGAUCUUCUUCAAUUUUAUAAAUUAAGAAAUAUUAUUGAUCAAGGAGAAUCUUUUAGCUACGAACUAUUUCAUGGUAUAUUUCUUGGUCCAAAAUCGGAAAAUGCUAUUUUACAAAAUAAUAUUUUAGACCUUUUAGUCGAAUUUUAUAACAAUGGAGUAACAGGUUAUCAAUUUACCACUCCAGGAGAUAUAUUGAGAAUUGAUCAAAUAUCUGUAUUUCCCAAAAUAAUUCAAUAUGAGCAAUUAAAAUUGGGGUCAGAAAUUUUUGGAUCUACAUUCUCGGCUCGCCAUAUCAAAUUCUCAAGAAUUCUAGCAAGAUUUGUUGCUCAAGAAGAUGAAUCAGUAGAUUUAUAUCCUGGUCAAGUUCAAUUCUAUUUCGAUCACACUAUUCAUCUUCCUUCUGGUGAACUAACAUAUCACCUUGCAUUUGUAAGGUGGUAUAAACCUGUUGAAAAUUAUGAAACCAGGUUCCAG